AUGCCAAAGGAUAAAAGUCCUGGUUCUGAUGGAUAUACGGUAGAGUUUCUUAAAGAGACUUGGUCUGUUCUAAAGAAUGAUUUUGUUGCCUCGGUUCAAUCUUUCUUUAAAUUUGGUUUUUUAUCAAAGGGAGUCAACACAACCAUCCUAGCACUAAUACCGAAGAAGAAAGAGGUUAAAGAGAUGAAGGAUUAUAGGCCGAUCUCCUGUUGUAAUGUAACAUACAGGGUGAUCUCCAAGCUUCUUGCGAACAGACUUAAGCGGCUACUUCCUGCAUUUAUCUCCCCUAACCAAUCAGCAUUCGUAAAAGACAGGCUUUUAAUGGAGAAUGUUCUCCUAGCAUCUGAGGUAGUUGCCAAUUACCACAAGGAUACGGUAUCUCCUAGAACUGCCAUCAAGAUCGAUAUAUCCAAGGUGAAUGGCGAGUUGUCAGGACUUUUUUGCAGUGAGAGAGGGUUGAGACAAGGCUGCUCUUUAUCACCCUAUCUCUUUGUUAUUUGUAUGCAAGUACUGUCUGCACUGCUUGAUAAAGCGGCAAAGGAGAGGCGAAUAGGCUAUCACCCGAGAUGCAAGAAUAUUUGUCUCACACAUUUGUGUUUUGCUGAUGAUUUAUUGGUAUUUACUGAUGGAGCUAAAACUUCUAUUGAGGAUUAUACACCGCUUCUAGAACGCAUCAGAGAUAAGUUUACCAGCUGGACAGGGCGAUAUUUAUCCUUUGCGGGACGUCUCCAACUAAUUGGUUCAGUUAUUCACAGUCUCACCAAUUUUUGGAUGUCAGCUUUCCGCUUGCCAAAAGCCUGCAUUAAUGAGAUAGACAGUCUGUGUUCAGCGUUUUUGUGGUCUGGUCCUGCUUUAAACACUAAAAAAGCCAAAGUUUCAUGGGCGGAUGUAUGUCUACCGAAGGAAGAGGGUGGAUUGGGUCUGCGUUCUUUGUCAGAAACAAAUACGGUGAGUUGUCUGAAGCUCAUAUGGAGAAUGUUGGAGCCGAACUCCUUAUGGGUGGACUUGCUUCGGACAUAUUUACUCAAAAAGGGUUCAUUCUGGGCUCUCAAAGACAACCCUUCCUCAGGUUCUUGGAUGUGGCAAAAAUUACUCAAAUAUCGAGCCUCAGCUGUGGAUUUUGUGCGGUAUGAGGUCAAGAAUGGCGAGCACAUCUCUUUUUGGCAUGACAAUUGGUCGCCAAUGGGAUGUUUAUUUAACAUUGCAGGACCACGGGGAAGUAUUGAUAUGGGGAUUGGUCUCCAUGCCACCGUUGCGGAGGCACUCACUCACCGACAAAGACACCAUCGAGUAGACUAUUUGAAUAAAAUGGAGACGGCGCUCACGACAGUUCGUAACCGAGGACUACUGGACAUAGAGGAUGUGGUCCUUUGGAGAGGCAAGGGUGAUCAGUUUAAGACCAAAUUCAGCUCAAAAGAAACUUGGGAUCAUAUCAGGAUCUCUCGACAGUGGAAAACUUGGGUUGCGGGUGUCUGGUUCUCACAAGCCACUCCCAAGUUCUCUUUUAUGGUCUGGUUAGCCACCUUGAACCGAUUGACAACGGGAGAUCGUAUGUUGUGUUGGAAUUCACGGGUAGAUGCCUCCUGCUCUUUCUGUAGUAUGCCGCAAGAAAACUGA
This is a messenger RNA of Camelina sativa (false flax), 1617 nucleotides long. The record is from RefSeq and is a predicted model, not a curated record. Lineage: Eukaryota; Viridiplantae; Streptophyta; Magnoliopsida; Brassicales; Brassicaceae.